Periconia digitata is the source of this 1440-nucleotide messenger RNA. The record is from the annotation of a GenBank genome assembly. NCBI's taxonomy places the organism in Eukaryota, Fungi, Ascomycota, Dothideomycetes, Pleosporales, Periconiaceae.
CAACAACUUCGCCCUUUGUACUUCUUCACCACAGCUUCACUUCAGCUUCACUUCACUACUUCCUCACAUUCUUUCUUCCAAUUAUCUCCUACAUUCACUCUUUGGCAGCGCCAGUCUUUCAUUAAACAACUACCUUUCAAAACAACCCAAUUCAACCUCUCCCAAACAACACCAACAGCUUUUCAAACACUUUUCAAAAUGAAGUCUUUUGUUGUUCUCGCCCUUCUCGGCUCCGCCAUUGCCUUGCCCCAGAGGCCUAACGGCAUGAACCCCAGCGCUGUUGUUUCCUCGCGCCCUACUGGUCUCCCCGAGAGCUUCUCUGGUGCAACUCGACCAACCGGUGCUCCGGCUGGCAAGGGAUCUGCUAUCCCAAGCGGCAAGGGAGGACGUGCUUCUGGACGCCCCAGUGGUGUGGCCGGCGCAUCUGGCCGACCAACUGGCCGACCAUCAGUUCUUCCCUCCAUUCUCCCAUCGGGCAAGGGCAAGGGCAAGGGCAAGGGAUCUGCUUCUUCUGCAGCUGCUCCUCUCCCAAGUGAGACAGUUACUCCUGAGCCCACUGACGAUGAGAACAACGAGGAAUCCACCGAGGAUGACUCUGAACUCAUCGAAGAUGACUCUGAGAUCAUCGAGAAGCGCCAAGGUCCUAUGGGCAAAGGCAGACCCAGUGGUGCUCCCAGCGGUGCUUUUAGCGGUGCUCCCGCUGGUGCUCCCACCGGAAGGCCAAGCGGCGCCCCUGCUGGCAAAGGCAAAGGAAAGGGUCAGGGUCAAAUGUCUGGUGGAGCUGCUCCCUCUGGUGCUCCCUCUGGUGCCCCCUUUGGAGGCAAAGGAAAGGGAGGCAAAGGCAAAGGAACCGGUGCUGCUCCUUCAGGCGCCCCUGCCACUGCUCCUGCCGGCCCCUCGACUCCAGAGCCCACUGAAGGCUCUACCCCAUCUACUGGCGACGAGACCGACGGUACUUUGACCGGUGACGAGACUGAUGGUACUCUGACCGACGACGAAACUGACGGCACUCUUACUGGUGACGAGACCGACGAAAUCAUUGAGAAGCGUCUCGAAAUCUCCUACAACUUGGCUGCCCGCGAGGAAGCUGAAGAGAUCCCCGAAUUCGCCGCCGCCGUCCCCACCAAGACCCGUCCCGCUGGCGCCGCCAAAGCAACUGGCACCAAGCCCCACCACAAGAGGCCCUCCGGCGUUGCUAAGAGCAGUGGACGUCCUUCCAGGCCUUUCGGCAGCGGACGCCCCAGCGGACGCCCCAGUGGAAUCCCAAGCGGAGUUCCCCGCCCAACUGGUGCCAGACCCUCCAACGCAUCCAGGCCUACUGCCCAGCCAUCCACUGUUCCUGAGUCCGGCAACGAGGACCCCACCGACAACGAGGACACCACCGAUGACGAGGAGAACACUGUGCUCCCAGAGCCUUCCGGCAGCGUCGAUGAGGAGUAG